AUGUCAAAUCCUUACCCAUUCUUGGGAGAUCCGCAAGAAGUGGACAUCCUUGGCUUCACUCCAGAAAGCAAAAAAGCCAUGUACAGUUUCACAACAAAUGGUACCGUCUCAACAAUGAUAUCGGCACCAUCAACAGACGACCUGUUCCAUUCGAGUAAUGCUGAGGCAAAGGAAGACGGCGACAAGGAUAUCAGCGACCUCUUAUUCCAAGCUGCCAAAGACGACAUACCUCCUUCAGUCACCCGUGUCAAAACAGCAUAUGGGUUUGACAAACCAGGGAUUGAUGGCCUUGCAUUUCUUCGCAUGUACCGAUCGCUCUUUGAGCAGCAUGGUAUUCACCCAACGUUGCUGGACCGGUGGCGCACCAGUGCAUCCAUGCAGCGAAAUAUCCUCAAAACGACACCCAUCAAUCCCAAGCUACUCUCGGUUCUGCAAGACCUCGACGCAGACAUGAAAGGGAGUUCGAACCGCUGGCUCAAGUACGAGCAGCUGCUGAGAUCCCGUAUGCGCAAACCGUAUCCGGCAUGUAUUAACUGUGGCGGAAAAGGUAACGGUAAUAAGCUUCUACAAUGCGGCGGGUGCCUAAACGUGUAA
Endocarpon pusillum Z07020 is the source of this 594-nucleotide messenger RNA. RefSeq lists its product as uncharacterized. The record is from RefSeq and is a predicted model, not a curated record. Lineage: Eukaryota; Fungi; Ascomycota; Eurotiomycetes; Verrucariales; Verrucariaceae. The transcript is spliced from 2 exons. The coding region runs from base 1 to 594 and encodes 197 amino acids.